AUGACUGACCGUACAGUUCCCCACGCAUACCCUAUGAGUGUUAAUUAUGAGAUGUGCACUCCUGCUCGGUUAUAUGACCAGAACUUUGCAGAAGCGCUAAGUCCUCAGGACCUGAUGGCUCCAGUGCUGUACCACGGAUACUACAUCCGUCCCCGCAUCAACAAACAGCUGGAGAGGGGCUUCUCACAGGUGGACAGCGAGGAAGACUGGUACCGUGUUCUACUAGACGUCUGUCAGUUCACGCCGGACGAGCUGAGUGUGCGAACUGUGGACAACCUACUGGAGGUGACUGGGCGCCAUACUCAGAGGAUGGACCAACACGGCUUUGUUUCCAGAGAGUUCACACGCACCUAUAUCCUUCCUAUUGGUGUUGACCCACUGCUGCUGCAAGUGUCUAUAUCUCAUGAUGGAAUCAUGUGUAUUCAAGCUCCAAGGAGGGUUCAGGAUUUAGAGCCUAAAAUCAAUGAACUCAAGAUCAAAGUGGACAAGAAGGGAGAGAAGAGGUGCUAA
Neoarius graeffei (lesser salmon catfish) is the source of this 510-nucleotide messenger RNA. It is a transcript of the gene hspb2, whose product is annotated as heat shock protein, alpha-crystallin-related, b2. Gene Ontology annotation, molecular function: structural constituent of eye lens; protein folding chaperone. The coding region runs from base 1 to 510 and encodes 169 amino acids. The transcript is spliced from 2 exons. Lineage: Eukaryota; Metazoa; Chordata; Actinopteri; Siluriformes; Ariidae. The record is from RefSeq and is a predicted model, not a curated record. Gene Ontology annotation, biological process: protein refolding; response to heat.